Messenger RNA from Filobasidium floriforme, 693 nucleotides. RefSeq lists its product as uncharacterized. The record is from RefSeq and is a predicted model, not a curated record. Bases 1 to 693 code for a protein of 230 amino acids. The transcript is spliced from 2 exons. Lineage: Eukaryota; Fungi; Basidiomycota; Tremellomycetes; Filobasidiales; Filobasidiaceae.
AUGCUGAGGUCAUUCGGAGAGAGGUUCAUUUCUUCGUAUACGGGGACAGAAAUGCGGUCGACCAUUUCGAUCGAGACGGAAGCGGAAGAUGUGAAAUUUGUGGACGUGACCUUGGCAACGGAGAACUCUUCUCAGGUGGUCCGGUCUGUGCAGACUGAAUCGGGCAUUGAGAUCUCUGAACAGACAUACGAGGCACUUUCCCGAGCCACAUGGAGACAAGACAGCAAGAAGCCGGGAACGAUGAAGAAGCUCAGCCCGCGAAAGAAGGCGGCUAUCAAGGCAUACUACGAUUUGCAAACAGCGGCUCGCAAAUGGUUCCAGGCUGAAUGGCCGAACUGUGAUGAAGAGAUGCCGACACACUUCAGAGGCGGUCUACAGGUCAAGUAUCAUGUAGUCACGCUAAUGUACAAGUACUGGUCCGAAAAGGAUACAGGGAAAUGCUUGAAGCCGUUGUUGAUCUGCACACGGACGGUAUGGACACCCGAUCAUGAGGAGUUGAAGUGGAUCUUGCAACAAGCUGCAGAUUACAGUGGCGGACCGGCCGAUAUCGAUCGAAGGAAUUUGAUCUUGUGGAUCAACGGGUACACCGCUCUACAGAAUCGCCGGAAAAAGGCGCAGAGAAAUCCUUCGGCGGACCCUGACGCAGACGAGAUUGAACCCGUUGGCAUUCGAGUUGAAGGUGGUGUCUGUUAA